Molecule: messenger RNA, 793 nt
Organism: Striga hermonthica
Lineage: Eukaryota; Viridiplantae; Streptophyta; Magnoliopsida; Lamiales; Orobanchaceae
Source: the annotation of a GenBank genome assembly
AAGGCAAAGGCUAAGAAGGCGAGUCAUUGUUGUGGGCCUUUUGCGAGGAAGAAACGAGCAUGGCGUUCAGAGGCUAAAAGGCAUGGUAAGCAAAGGAUGGAAGACGGUUGGACAUGGAGUGCCGGAGAUUGCACGAGAACAGAAGGUAGGUGCGUGGAAAGAUGGGACCCAUGGGACGAGCAAGGUCCACCAAAUGGGCCAUUUGUACGGAUCGGGGACUGCCAUGGUAGACUAGGCCCAUCAGGCGAGCGGUCGGAGUCAGGCGCGAACGAAGGGCUAAUAUGCGAAGAUGCGCAUCAUGCGGGUGAUGCGCGAGCAUGGGGCACGGCGACUAGUGGCACGCGCGAGGAAUCAGCGGAGCGCGGGACUGAUGACGAGCUGGCGAGCAUGGAGGCUAAACGCGCAGAAUUGACGACCUCAGAAGUCGUUGUCCAGUUCCGGGGAUUCAAUGCUGAGAAAUUCUCGGGGCAAGGAGAUCCACGUUUAGUCGAGGAGUGGAUUCAGGGUCUUGAAUCUAUUUUCGAGAUCACUGAAUACACAGACAGACACCGUAUUCUCUGUGCACAACUUCAGAUGACUGGAGAUGCAAGACUAUGGUGGAACUCUUACUGGGGCAUGCGUCCUGGUGAGAAGGAGCAUCUCACUUGGAUCCAGUUCAAGGAGAUGCUAGAAGAAAAGUACUAUCCAGCUCAUUACCGUGCUGAGAUGGAAUGCCAAUUCCUGGCCUUAGUCCAAGGUAAUCGCUCUGUGGGCGAAUACAAGCGAGAGUUUACCAAAUUGGGAUCUUUUGUCA